AUGAAGCUGGGCUGCUUCUCGCCUCCUGUGCUCUGGGCAGCCCAGGUGCUGCUGGCAGCUGGCUGUCAUGCGGCCGCCCGUUCUGAGACCCUGCAGUGUGAGGGCCCUGUCAGCACCUGGGACAGCGCCUGCCACCCUGGGGACCACUCGGCCUCCGGGGAAGUGGACUUCCGGGCCAAGGGCUACACGUUCAGCCGCCCCCUCCGUCUGGUCGUGUCCUACGACUGGCUGAUCCUCCAAGGCCCGGCCACUCCCGUCUUUGAAGGGGACCCUCUGGUUCUGCGCUGCCAGGCCUGGCGAGGCUGGCCACUGGCCCGGGUCACCUUCUACCGAGAUGGCUCCGUUCUGGGUGCCCCCGGACCCCACAGGGAAUUCACCAUCGCCGUGGUUCGAGAGGCCGACAGCGGGCAUUACCACUGCAGCGCCGUCUUCCGGAGCCCUGGUCCUGGGAGCCCAGAAACGGCAUCCUCCGUGGCGGUCACCGUCCAAGAACUGUUUCCAGCUCCGGUGCUCAGAGCCACGCCCUCGCCCUCGCCCCAAGAGGGCAGUGCCGUGACCUUGAGCUGCCAGACAAAGCUGGCCCUGCAGAGAUCAGCCACCCGCCUCCUCUUCUCCUUCUACAAGGGGGGCCGGGCCGUGCGUGGCCGUGGCCUGUCCCCGGAGCUGCAGGUCCCCGCAGCCUCAGAGGCCCACUCGGGGUCCUACUGGUGCGAGGCCGCCACCGAGGACAACCACGUGUGGAAAAGGAGCCCCCGGCUGGAGAUCAGGGUGCAGGGUCCCUCGAGCUCCGGUGCACCACCGGUCUUGAACCCCGCUCCUCCGAAAUCCGUGGCUCCGGGAAUGCCUGCUGAGGAGCCGCCCAGGCCUCUGCCUCCACCGUCCAGCCCUUCCUCGGGGGGCCCAGGCCCCCCCUCUCCCCUGCAGGCCUCCGACCCCCACCUGCACCACCGGAUGGGCCUUCUCCUCAGACAGAUGCAGGAUGUGCGGGUGCUCCUCGGCCACCUGGUCACGGAGCUGAGGGACCUGUCUGGCCACCUGAAGCUGGAGACCAGGAAGGGCCCCGCCGAGCAGGUGUGAGC
This is a messenger RNA of Eptesicus fuscus (big brown bat), 1079 nucleotides long. It is a transcript of the gene FCRLA, whose product is annotated as Fc receptor like A. The transcript is spliced from 6 exons. Gene Ontology annotation, biological process: cell surface receptor signaling pathway. Bases 1 to 1077 code for a protein of 358 amino acids. Gene Ontology annotation, molecular function: transmembrane signaling receptor activity. The record is from RefSeq and is a predicted model, not a curated record. NCBI's taxonomy places the organism in Eukaryota, Metazoa, Chordata, Mammalia, Chiroptera, Vespertilionidae.